Molecule: messenger RNA, 2745 nt
Organism: Cicer arietinum (chickpea)
Lineage: Eukaryota; Viridiplantae; Streptophyta; Magnoliopsida; Fabales; Fabaceae
Source: RefSeq, a predicted model, not a curated record
AUGUCGAAAGCAAAAUACAUUGUUGAAGGAGGAUCCUCAAAUCGACCUCCAUUCUUUGAUGGAUCAGACUAUUAUUUUUGGAAAAACAAAAUGCAGUUGUUCUUAAAAUCUCAAGACACAGGAAUGUGGCGCAUCAUCACAGAUGGAGAUUUCACACCAAGGGUCGAUCAAGAUGACUUGAAUUCUGCUCUAAAAAAGGAAGCAGAUUGGACAGCAGAAGAUAAAGCUAAGGUACUUCUAAAUUCUAAAGCUCAAUUAUUCUUAUCAUGUGCUUUAAGCAGGGAAGAAAGUGAAAGGGUAGAUGAAUGCACAACUGCAAAAGAAGUCUGGGAUACAUUGCAAACUCAUCAUGAAGGAACAAGCCAUGUCAAAGAAACAAGAAUAGACAUUGGUAUAAGGAAAUUCGAACUGUUUGAAAUGCAAGAAGGAGAAACCAUUGAUGAAAUGUACUCAAGAUUCACCACAAUAGUAAAUGAAAUGCGUUCUCUUGGCAAAGCCUAUACUGUGCAAGAAAGAGUAAGAAAAAUCAUGAGGUGUCUCCCAAUCAUUUGGAGACCAAUGGUGACAGCUAUAAGCCAAGCCAAGAACCUUGAGUCACUGCCUCUGGAAGAACUAAUUGGAACUCUAAGAGCUCAUGAGAUAGUAUUGCAAGAAGACAAACCAGUCAAGAAAGGAAAGGCAAUAGCACUGAAAGUCUCUCAAGAAAAAAUCACAGUUCCAGUUGAAGAGGAAUCAGAAGAGAAUGAACAAGGAGAUGCUGAUGAAAUCGCGCUUCUCACUAGAAGAAUUCAAAGAAUGAUGAGAAGAAGAGAUCAAAUCAAAAAGGGAUUUCAAAACAGAAAUCCUAAAACAGAGAUUGACAAGAGUCAAGUCACAUGCUUUGGAUGCAACAAAUUGGGACAUUACAAGGCAGAAUGUCCAUCAAACAAAAAUCCACCAAAACGAUUUCCCUUCAAAAAGAAAUCAAUGAUGGCAACAUGGGAUGAUUCAGAGGAAUCAGAAACAGAAGAAGAGGAAGAAGAAGCCAACAUAUGCUUGAUGGCAAAAACAGAGGAAGAUGAGGUAAUGAAUUCUGAACCAUGUCAUUUAUGUCAACAAAUGGGAAAUGAAUUUGAUAACUUGCUAAAUGACUCAAAUCUCCUUAUUCAAAAAUGUAGUUCUCUGAAAGAACAGUUUUAUAAAGAGAAAGAAGAGAAGGAAAGAAAUCAAACUGAAAAUAAUUUGUUAAAAAAGAUGAUUCAAGAAUUGAAAGAAACAAGAGUUUUUGAAAGUGAAGAAUGUCAAGAACAUUCUGCGCUACAAACGGAGAACGUUCAACUUAAAAAUGAAAACGAACUUCUCAAAACUGAUUUACUGAACUUCAUUAAAGCCACUGAAACUUUUCAUAACAUCAUGGGAUCUCAAAUAGGAAUUUUUGAUAAAGCUGGUCUUGGUUUCAAUCAAACUCAAAAAACCAAACUUUAUGAAAACUUCUUUGUUGGUUUUCAAAAUACAAAGAGAAAGCCUUGGUUCUUGGACAGUGGCUGUUCAAGGCACAUGACAGGAGAUAGAAAUUGUUUCAUAACCUUCAGCAAGAAGGAUGGUGGUUCGGUCACAUUUGGAAAUGAUGAUCAAGCUCAAAUUAAGGGAAAUGGAACAAUUGGUAAGACAAACUCUGCUCAAAUAAAUGAUGUCCAAUACGUGGAAGGAUUGAAACACAAUUUAUUAAGCAUAAGUCAGUUAUGCGACAAUGGAUGCGAAGUCACUUUCAAGCCAAAGGUAUGUGAAAUCAAGUUGGCCAGAACUGGAAAAAUUAUGUUCUCUGGUAAGCGAAAGAAAAAUUUAUAUGUGAUAUAUUUGGAUGAAUUACCUGAUGAAUCAUGCUUUAUAUCUCAGAAACCCACUUCUCCAGAACAAGAACGUUCUCCAACUGCUCCUCCACAAGAACGUUCACCACCACAAGAACAUUCUCCAACUGCCCCUCCACCAAAAUCUUCUCCACAAAAGAAUUCCAAACGAUCUUCCCCUAUAUCCACAUCCUCUGAUUCUGAACCAUCUCCCCCAACUAAGAAACCAAAACAGAAUGCUCCUCCUCUAAUCUCCCUUGCAAAAUCAAAACUCUUCAAUGAAAAAUGGGCUCAACGCCCAGUUGGGAUAGGAAGAAUCUUUGUUUUUGAUAAUCUUGUUGUGGAUGGAAAUGCUGUUCAGCACCAUACGGAUGCUCUUGGAUGGACCUCCUUCUUAAAGAUCUCUGAAUCCUUUUUCCCAGAAGUCGUUCGUGCCUUCUAUUGCAACGCCAAAACCUUUGCUGACAAAUCUCUUUUUAUCUCAAAAAUAAAAGGAGUAGAAAUCAGAUUGACUCCAGACAUUUUGGCCAACAUUCUCCAACUUCCAACAGAAGGGCCAUCUGUCUAUGGUGACAACUGGUAUUCAGCUCUGAGUCUUAGAAAGACAGAUGUUUUGGCUGAGCUGUUUGAAGAAAACUCCACACGUUAUUUAGCCACAUACUUAAAGCCUCUUCCUAAAGUCUUCAACAAUAUGUGUCAACAUACUCUACUUCCACACUGUGGAAGUCAUGAGUACGUUUCUGAUAAUGACGCCUUGCUCAUCUAUCAUCUGUUAAACUGCAAGAGAUUGAACUUACCUCAUGUUAUUCUCCAGCACAUGAUCUGUGCAGCCCAAAAAGAUUACAAAAAGAACACUGUGCCUUAUGGCAUGGGUAUGGCGGAGAGGAAGAAGGUGAACAUAGAUCAAGACACCCUCUAA